Anopheles cruzii is the source of this 956-nucleotide messenger RNA. Its product is annotated as sugar transporter SWEET1-like. Gene Ontology annotation, biological process: carbohydrate transport. Gene Ontology annotation, cellular component: membrane. The record is from RefSeq and is a predicted model, not a curated record. Bases 49 to 723 code for a protein of 224 amino acids. NCBI's taxonomy places the organism in Eukaryota, Metazoa, Arthropoda, Insecta, Diptera, Culicidae. Gene Ontology annotation, molecular function: sugar transmembrane transporter activity. The transcript has 3 exons.
CACUUCGCUCACCUGUUGCGAUACUGCGUCAAUAGCACAGAACGUAGGAUGGAAGCAAUUUCGCAGGCACUGCAACCAUACAAGGAACACGUCGGGUUUACGGCCGGCCUCCUGACCGUCGGUCAGAUGUUUAGCGGCUGCUUUGUGUGCAACGACAUACGCAAGAAGGGUACAACGGAGGGUUUCUCACCGAUGAUGUUCAUCGGUGGUUGCGGACUAACCAUCCUCUUCCUGCAGCACGGUAUGCUGAUGGGCGAUCCGGCAAUGAUCACCACGAACAUCGUAGGAUUUAGCAUCAGCUUUGCGUAUGCUGCGUUCUUCGCGUUCUACACCCCGGCCGCUCUGAAGGGCAACUUUUGGCGACAAGUCAUGUGGUCGGGACUGUUCACGUUGGCAAUACUGCUGUAUGCAAAGUACGAGAAUCCGGCCGUGGUGGAGGACCGGUUCGGCAUGAUUAUUACCGUGCUGAUGUUGUGUCUGAUCGGGCAACCACUAUUCGGAUUGCCGGAAAUCAUUCGCCGGAAAACCACCGAAGGUUUGCCAUUCCCGAUGAUUCUGUCCGGUACGAUCGUUGGUCUGAGCUGGCUUCUGUACGGCGUGAUUCUGAACAACGUGUUUGUCGUGCUACAAAACCUCGCAGGCGUCUUGCUGAGUGGCAUUCAGCUGGCUCUGUUUGCCAUCUAUCCUUCCAAGCCGGCUCCACCAAGCAAGAAGCGCAAUUAAAAGGUGCUUGCUGGCCAUGUGAUGCGCCCAAGUGAAAUGAGAUUAGGAAAAACACAACAACUGUAGUUUCAAAAUGUCCAUAAUACACGAAAGGAAAUAUAGUAUAUAUAAAAUAAUGUUUUAUUCAGCUAUAAACAAGAUAAAGAUAAGAGAACAGUUUCAGUUCUUGGCUGUCUCGUGUAAAGGACCAUCGUUCAAAAUUGAAGUAUCUAGUGUGAUGUCGAGUUCUUGUG